GCCCCGCCCCUCACUAGAAGGCCCUGGCGGCUGCCACUGCGGCGCGUUUCCUGCUAGGAUGGCCGCUCUGCUUGUAAACAAGCCCGGAGCAGGACUAGACAGUGGCCGGCAGGGCAGCCGGGGCACGGCCGUGGUGAAGGUGUUGGAGUGUGGAGUCUGUGAAGAUGUCUUUUCUUUGCAAGGAGACAAGGUUCCUCGUCUUUUGCUUUGUGGCCACACAGUCUGUCAUGACUGUCUCACCCGCUUGCCUCUUCAUGGAAGAGCAAUCCGUUGCCCUUUUGAUCGACAAGUAACAGACCUAGGAGAUUCAGGUGUGUGGGGUUUGAAAAAAAAUUUUGCUUUAUUGGAACUUCUAGAACGACUGCAAAAUGGACAUGUUGUUCAGUAUGGAACUGCAGAAGAAACCAUUGGGAUAUCUGGAGAGCAGAGCAUCAUUCGUUGCGAUGAAGAUGAAGCUCACGUUGCAUCCGUCUAUUGCACUGUAUGUGCAACUCACUUGUGUUCAGAAUGUUCCCAGGUUACUCAUUCUACAAAGACAUUAGCUAAGCACAGGCGAGUGCCUUUAGCUGAUAAACCUCAUGAGAAAACCAUGUGCUCUCAGCAUCAGGUGCAUGCCAUUGAGUUUGUUUGCUUGGAAGAAGGCUGUCAAACUAGCCCACUUAUGUGCUGUGUCUGCAAAGAAUAUGGAAAGCACCAAGGUCACAAGCAUUCAGUGUUGGAACCAGAGGCUAACCAGAUCCGAGCAUCAAUUUUAGAUAUGGCUCACUGUAUACGGACGUUCACUGAGGAAAUUUCAGAUUAUUCCAGGAAAUUAGUUGGAAUCGUUCAGCACAUUGAAGGAGGAGAACAAAUAGUAGAGGAUGGAAUUGGAAUGGCCCACACAGAGCAUGUACCAGGUACUGCAGAGAAUGCCCGAUCAUGUGUUCGAGCUUAUUUUUCCGAUCUUCAUGAAACUCUGUGUCGUCAAGAAGAAAUGGCUCUAAGUGUUGUUGAUGCUCAUGUUCGAGAAAAAUUGAUUUGGCUCAGGCAGCAACAAGAAGAUAUGACUAUUUUGUUGUCCCAGGUUUCAACAGCCUGUCUCCAUUGUGAAAAGACUUUGCAACAGGAUGACUGUAGAGUUGUUUUGGCAAAACAAGAAAUUACAAGGCUACUGGAAACACUGCAGAAACAGCAGCAGCAGUUUACAGAGGUUGCAGAUCACAUUCAGUUAGAUGCCAGCAUCCCUGUCACUUUCACAAAGGAUAAUAGAGUUCAUAUUGGACCAAAAAUGGAAAUUCGAGUUGUUACAUUAGGAUUAGAUGGUGCUGGAAAAACUACUAUUUUGUUUAAGUUAAAACAGGAUGAGUUCAUGCAGCCUAUUCCAACAAUUGGUUUUAAUGUGGAAACUGUAGAAUAUAAAAAUCUGAAGUUCACUAUUUGGGAUGUAGGUGGAAAACAUAAAUUAAGACCAUUGUGGAAACAUUAUUACCUCAAUACCCAAGCUGUUGUAUUUGUUGUUGAUAGCAGUCAUAGAGACAGAGUUAGUGAAGCACACAGCGAACUUGCAAAGUUGUUAACAGAAAAAGAACUUCGAGAUGCUUUGCUGCUGAUUUUUGCUAACAAACAGGAUGUUGCUGGAGCUCUGUCAGUAGAAGAAAUCACUGAACUUCUCAGUCUCCAUAAACUGUGCUGUGGUCGUAGCUGGUAUAUUCAGGGCUGUGAUGCCCGAAGUGGUAUGGGACUGUAUGAAGGGUUGGACUGGCUCUCACGGCAACUUGUGGCUGCUGGAGUGUUGGAUGUGGCUUAAUUUUAAAUGUGGCACUUGUUUAAAGUUUUGUGAUUAUUUUGCACAUAAUAUGUUGUAAAAAUUCUACAUCUCAAAGAUAAUUUAUGCGGUACAUACAAAAGGAAUCUUGGACUGGGAAAUCAGUACAGUAUUGCUUUUAAAAAAUUUCUGUAGCAAAAAUUCAAAUAUGUGAUUGAGAAGAUUAAACUGAAUUAAAUAGGAAUUUUUUGAGUAUAUACUUUUUAAAAUGUACAUUUGUUAUUUAAGUUUUUCAGAUUAUAUGUGACCCAUAGGCUGGGAGAGAAAUAGUUACAGAGGAAGGCAAAUGAAGGCUUUUCUUUCAGUGGAAAACGAAUAGCCUGCUGAGUACCUGAUGCCAUCUCUGUGUAAAGCAAGUGAAACAUAGCUUCUUUCACUUGCCUUUUCAUUGAAAUUUGGCAGUAUUUAAGUAGUAGCAAAAAGGCAGUGACUUAAUGGGAUGAAAUCCAAACAUCAUCUUUGGAUAACAGGGUUACAUUUACCUGUUCAGUGUAAUAGGACACUUGUACUGCUAAAAACUAUAAGCUAUAUGUAAAUGAUAUUUUAUAGUGUUUUAUUAAAACUUUGUCCAAAGCAUUUUGUAUAAAACCCAUUGAGUCAGAAUGAAAUGUUGUCUACACAGAAUGAUGAGGCCUAAUUGUCAGAUUAGUAAUUAACUGAAGAACAUUAAGUAAUAAAACUGAAAAUUAAGUUAUGUUCUAGUUGAUCUUCAAUUAUGAAAAGUUAUUUCCAAGGUUGAACCUGUAUUAUUUCCUAGGGCAGAACUCUAAAUGGUCCUUCUAUUUUUCAACAUACUUAAAGACUUAGUAUAUUUUAAAUUAAUAUUGCUUCUUUAGUGGGAAUGACUAUACAUGGUAAUACAUAGUUAUACAAACCAGGGUUGGCUUUAUAUGAGAUGUAGAUCUAAGUAGAAAACUACCUUUGUCUUCAAGGAAGUCAUUUAAACAGUGGCUAAUGCUUAUUACAUCAGUUACUGUAAAAUGUUUUCCUAAAAUUGGAAUAUUUAUCUUGACAAUAAAAUGUGAUCAGUGUUCUUGACAAGGUUUUGAAAGAGUAAGAGGAAGAACAUGUCUAAGGAAGGAAAAGAAAAAAAUGUUGAAAAUGUUUACAUCACAUGAUGCAGUGUGAGUUAAAGUUUAAAAUUUUGUGCUCUUUACUGUUUCAUUUUUUAAGGAUAUUCCCUUAAGGUACAAGUUGUUAUAUUUAAACAUAGCUAGAUUGGACCUCAUGGGUUUUUCUUUAUGCUUUGUCAUUUAAGAUUAAAUAAAAUCUUACUAGUUGAACUGCUAUGAGGCCAUUGAUGUGCUUUUAAGUGGCAGUUUUAGUUAAGUCUCUUCAAAUGUAUUUUUUGUUUAACAACAACAAAACUCUUAGAAAACAGAGUUUUUUAAAAAGUGUCAGUGUUAUGGACACUAUGUAAAUAGGUAAAUAUUUCAUUCUUUAUUUUUCAAGUAAAAGGUCAUAUUGUUACAAGUGUAGUUUGUAUGUAUAAGUAAUACUUCUGAAUUAAAUUAUUUAAUAUUUGACUGAUUGCAAUAACUGUGAAAUAUAAAUAAGGUGUUGCAUUUGCCUGUGAGCCCUUGAACUGUUUUCUCUACUAGGUAAGGGGGGGGGGGAGGAGUAACACUAACAUGUAUAUUUGCUUUUCUUGUAAUUUAUCCAGUUCAUUUCACUAAUUUUGCAAAAGUUUGUAAUUCAUGUUCUUAGACAUUACUAAACACAACUUAAAAAUUAAACUAUUGCUUAGACCUGAUUAUAACUUAUGAUAGUAGUAUUAGUGGGGGUUUUUUUUGUGAAAGAAAUACUUUUCUCACUUUUCUUACUUUGUGGUUGUAUUCUUUUACUAAUCAUAAGUUGUGCUAGUCCCUACUGGGAAAUGUCAAAUUUAAGAAUUGAGACAGACAUUUAAAAUGCAAUCUUUUAGGCUUUGCUUCCUAGCUCUGAAUUUAUGUAUUAAGCCUAAAUAUUAUUGUAUGGUUUAUGUAACAGAUUUUUCAAGUGUAAGCCCUGGACUGUAUUUAUGGAAUGCUGUAUAAUCACCAGAAGCCAUUAUUUGCAUUAUAUAUGAUCAGUAUAGAUAGCAAUAAAAUGUUAAAGUCAUUUUAAUGAAGUCCUAUCAUUAUUCUGUAAAUUCUGUUUCUUAAACCAUCUCUGUCAUUAAUAAUCAAUUUAAAAAGCCAUUUUUGCUGUGACUAAGAGAAAUAAUAAUGUUAUAGGGAUUGUAUUACAUGUCAAAUUUGAGAUACAGCUUUAUUAGAUUAAAAAAACUUAUUCUGUGUUUGUAACACUAGUCACAUAUAAGUAAUAAUGUAUCUGGUAUUUUGUAAGGAGAGCUAAAAUUUUGCAUUGAACAAAGUGAAACUUGAUUUUAAAAUGUUAAUUUUAACUUUCAUACAAGAAAGUAGCAUUUUAAAUAAUCAUUUCAUAAAAUGGCUUGGAAAACUAAUGUUCAUGUAAGGCCUUUUAUCUAACUUGGAAAUAAUUCUCAAUUUGUAAAGUGGUAAUAUGGAGGAAUAUAUAGCUAUACUUAUUAAGGGAAUAAUGAAGUGGACUAAUCAAUAAAUACCAUGGCAUCUUGCUAAUAUUUAAAAUGUGCUUUAAAAAAGGCACCAGGCAAAGUGUUUUUAUGUUUACAGUUACUAAAUUUGUUACACAGAAUGGAAAAAUUCAUUAAUCAAACAGCUUUCAAAGUAAAAUUCUGUUUGAGGGGGGAAAUGUGUCAUCAGUACCACUUGGUGGCAGUAUUACCAAAAAUUUAGGAUUUUGUUUUCAAGAAAGAAUAAUCACUAGGUAAUGCUAAACACCUGAAAUUGGGAAGCAAAGACACUGUGUGUCACAGUGAAUAGUCUCUUUAUGCCCAAGUUCUACUUCUAAAAAGGAGGACACUAUUAGUUUAAAAUAGCACAAUUGAGCAUGUUUUUCCAUCCCACAAUAGUUUGUGGUGCAAACUGAAUGAAGAAAAUAAUCCUGCUUAUCAAUAGAAGGAAAAAGUGUAAGCUUUGAGUUUAAAAUAUAGGAGUAUAAAUUCCCUAAUAAACAAGUCUGUUGAACAUGUUCCUUCUA
Molecule: messenger RNA, 4867 nt
Organism: Talpa occidentalis (Iberian mole)
Lineage: Eukaryota; Metazoa; Chordata; Mammalia; Eulipotyphla; Talpidae
Gene: TRIM23
Product: tripartite motif containing 23
Exons: 11
Coding region: 59-1786 (575 amino acids)
Biological process (GO): intracellular protein transport; vesicle-mediated transport
Cellular component (GO): lysosomal membrane; plasma membrane; cytoplasm
Molecular function (GO): GTPase activity; zinc ion binding; GTP binding
Source: RefSeq, a predicted model, not a curated record